This is a messenger RNA of Bombus huntii, 5303 nucleotides long. RefSeq names its product protein Wnt-1-like. Bases 644 to 1798 code for a protein of 384 amino acids. Gene Ontology annotation, biological process: cell fate commitment; multicellular organism development; canonical Wnt signaling pathway. NCBI's taxonomy places the organism in Eukaryota, Metazoa, Arthropoda, Insecta, Hymenoptera, Apidae. Gene Ontology annotation, molecular function: cytokine activity; frizzled binding. Gene Ontology annotation, cellular component: extracellular region. The record is from RefSeq and is a predicted model, not a curated record. The transcript has 7 exons.
GCAGCCACAGUACGUACGCGAACGUGCAUGGAGUGUCAUCGCGUUCGUCUUCGCUUCGCAUUUCCAAGAGGAGCCUCUUAUAUUCUUCGCGCAGCACGAUUCGCGAAUUUUUAACUUUUACUUCAGUUACAUUAACAUUUAUAUACGAUAUAAUACAAAUUCUCGCAUUAUUCGUGCUCUCUUACCAUCUGUAAAACAUUUCGCGCGCUGCGAAACUCGACUUAAUUCAAAAUUCGCGGUUCGUCUCGCGGUAUUGUGUGGUCAAAGAGUGCGUGUCGGGACAUAAAAAGUAGUAUAUUUUUUGAUCAUUUAUCGUAUUUGUCACGAGAUCAGUGAUAUAUACGAACCGGGAAACAUGUAAGAAACACAGUUAAAAGGAAGAGAAAAGAAAGAAAUAAAGAGAAAGCCGUCGCGUUCUCGAACUACGUCUGGAACAACGAUCGAAUCGGAUCACGGACGACGUUCGAUCUCGAUCUGUCAGCCUCGGGAUCGACUGCCGAUGCGAAUCCUCGAUCGAUAUCGACGCUCGUAAGAAUGCGUGGCUGAAACGACGGACGACCUUGUCUUUUCUUUUUUUUACCAUUGAACCAACGAACGAACCAGCCAGUGUCCACCACGCUUUAACUUCGAAUCGAAAUUGAAGAUGCGGCCCGUCGUCACGACCUUCUUACUCGUACCAUUGCUGUUCAUCGCGUGGCAAAACGGCGCGCAGGCCAACUGGUGGUAUCUGGGUGUUGAGCCACGGCUGAAUAGCGGAUCAAGUUCUGGAAGCGGUGGCGAUGGUCAAGCGCAGAUCGUUGGCGCGGGUGUGAUCGGGCCGGCAAGUGCCGAAAAGAACUGCAAGAGUGUGCACCUGACCGCGAAGCAGCAGGCGAUAUGCUCCCGCUCGCCUCCAGUCCUGCAGGCAGUCAGCGCGGGCGCGAGGUUGGCCAUUGAGGAAUGUCAGCACCAGUUUCGGUCGGCCAGAUGGAAUUGCUCCAUCAGCCCGGAAAAUCCGGACAACAUUUUCGGCGGUGUGAUGCUAGUCAACAGUCGCGAGGCAGCGUUCGUGUACGCAAUAUCGGCGGCGGGAGUUGCUUACAGUGUCACCAGAGCCUGUUCCAGGGGCGAACUCACCGAUUGCUCGUGCGACAACCGAGUCAGAACACGCCACCCGAAUAAUUGGCAAUGGGGCGGCUGCAGCGAGGACAUCCACUUCGGAGAGAAAUUCUCGCGAGAAUGGUCUGAUAGUAGCGAGGAACCCGUGAAGGAGGGUGUGCUGCACGGACCAAAAGGGCUGGCUGGCCAGCUGAUGAGGAAGCAUGAUAGCGAAUCUGGCAGGCGCGCGGUUCGCUCGAGAAUGCAACGCGUGUGCAAAUGCCAUGGAAUGUCUGGGUCAUGCAGCGUACGCGUCUGUUGGAGAAGACUGCCGGCAUUCAGGGUGGCUGGGGCAGCGUUAGCCGCGUUGCACGAAGGAGCAGCGUUGGUACGACUGGCACAACGUGGAGGUAGAAGACCAGCGAGAUUGAGGCCUGCUCGUCCAGACCUCAAACGACCUAAUAAAACGGACCUAGUGUACCUUGAAGAUAGUCCUGACUAUUGUGAAAAAAAUAUCACGCUCGGUAUUCCCGGGACUAGAGGAAGGAUAUGCAAUCGAACAUCCCUUGGUUUGGACGGAUGUCGAUUACUAUGCUGCGGUCGGGGAUACCAGACGAGAGUCCGGGACGUGACCGAGAAAUGCAAUUGUCGAUUCGUCUGGUGUUGUCACGUGAAGUGCGAGCUGUGUCGGCACAAACGGGAAGAGCACGUGUGCAAUUAGGCGGUAAACAAAAGAAAAGAUAAGAAAAGGAAAAAAGAAGAAGAAGAAGCAAAAAAAAUUGCAUUCCGGUCGGCCUACCUACCGAAAGGUGCUUAACGACCCUCUGCGUCGAGGCAGUUUCUCCACGAUCCCUCGAUACACGAUGGCCCGUUCUCAUGGUCGCAAUGGAAUCAGGGUAGAGAUCGCGCAUCUACCAUCCCCGUGUUUUUUCUUUUUCUGAUAUUUGUUUCUUUUAGUUUGUAUUUUUUUCUUUUUUUUUUUUUUUUUUUUGUUUGUUUAAGUUAAUUCAAUCGAGGCCGAUUUGGCUCCAGAUAUGGAAGUCAGUCGCGUGCCGAGUAGAGAAAAGCGCCGCGAGAGGCUACGAAGAGUAACACGUUACGUUUAUAGUGCAUUCUGUACCUGACAGUCAGAGUGUCGUAAGUCCACCGCGCUUCGGCAACUAUCGACCUUGAGCGUAUAUAAUGUAGUUUCCGGACGGUUAGAAUGUUAAGAUGUCAGGAUGUAUCUAAACGUGUUUACGAUGUACAAAAUGAUACACGUGAUACCUUAAUAUCUCUGUUGUUUUUGGUAAUAGAAACGGAUUAAUUACACCCAUCAAAAAGUCAUAUUGCUUUCAAUUGAAAGAAUUGUUACUGAGUUACUUGUGGAAGUGUUAACAUAUAAAAAAAUCUGAACUUUGAGUAAUCCUGAAUUAUUGAAUAAUCGAAAACAAUUCUGAACAAUCGCCGAAAUAUCUCUUAAGAUAAACAAAAUUUAGUUAUUUUAGAAAGCAUCAUUUUUCAUAUUAUCAAACACCAUAGAGAUAUUUAAAAUAAUCCAAGCAAAAUAGAACAUCCUGUAGAAAGAACUUUGGAGUAAAAAAGAUGCCUGUCAUAAAACUGGAGUCGUCUCAGUAUUAACGUUGCGACAGUGAGUCCAAGGUGUCUAUGCGGUUGCACAGUUACGUGGCUUAUUAUAUUAGUCUGGCUCUCAGGUGCACCAUUAUUUAUGUAAAUGUUAACAUGUUGAGGAUCGACGAUGAAAAAUUACCAAUUCACCAAUUUCCACGGAUAUCUAAAAAUGUAACGGGAAUUGGGCUCGACUAUAAGAGCAUAUAUCAUGCGCGCAAUAGUGCUCGUCUUAUACUACAAUUUACGUAAUCGUAGGAAGAGCGAAAUUGAACCUUUCGAAAAGGAUCUUGUUUUAAUCGAUGAAACUACUGUGUAGCGAUGAAUAUUUUAUUCGACAUUGAGAGCAGCUAAACGUAUUCGCAGCGUACUGAUCCUUGGCUGAAACUCAAUAUGUUAAUAAUUUACGAUUUUUGCUGACGCGAGAGGGAGAGAGAGUGAGAACAUGACGAUAAUAGAGAAGCGUGCGAGUGUUUCCGCGUGAACGAGAUCGAGUGUCCGGAUAAGCGAGAAUCUGAACACGAGGAUGAAAUAGAGUAAUAUAGGCGAGAUAUUAGGCCACUCGACGACCAUUCUUCCCUCUAUUCCUUUCUUUCCAUUUUUCAACUGUUUCCUUUCUUUCCAUAUUUUUGUUUUCCUCUUCUUUUCUAAUUUUCUGUUCGUGCUCGCACAUUUGCGUAUGGCGCGAGAGUCUUAUUUAUAUUCGAAGUAAAAACCUCCACGAUGUGUAGGUAUCUCAUUGUAUACCAAUGCUCUCUAGCGCCUAGAACCACCUUGUCUUCACCUAAAUACGAAGCGAAUUACAGUGAGCUGCAAAAAUACGCUUAUGCGCUUUGCAGCCGGAAAUGAAACGCUAUAUAGGUUAUACCGAAACUUUUAAAAUACUGUUCUGGCUAUAACGCAUCCAAUAACUUUUGAACAUAAUUUUCAUAUUUAACGUAACAUUUUAUAAUUAUCAAUAAUAAAAUAUGUCAAAGUCCGAAUUAUAAAAAAAUGUUAAAGAUAUAACGAUAUAGUGACCAAACAUUGAGUGGUGAGGAUGGCGAAGCGACGAUCUUGAGCGGCUCCCCCGAAUUUGUCCAAGCUAUAUAGCCUCUUGGAACCAUAUUUUAAAAGUUCCAGCGUAACUUAUGCAAGCCAUACGCGUUAUGCUUUACGUCUGCAGGCGUCUAAAUAUGUACUUUCACGACUCACUGUACACUACUCGCAGUAUGUCGGCCGCGUAUCGGCGAACAAUGCGAGUUACGAGGAGCGAGGCGGACUACGAAAGCGAGAGUCUACAUCAGAGAAAAGAGUACAGAGAGCGGGAGAGGAGUGUAGGGAACAAAUAAAGGAAAAGGAGGCCGCGAUAGCAACACAUAUCCGCUCUCGACAGUUCGCCUCGAGUCACUCGAUUCGGGAACAAUUCUGCCAAUGACUGUACAUACUGUCUCCUUACCGUUUUGUAGAUUUUACGUCCACGACUGCCGCGCUGUAUAUAGAUAAGCAUAUAUACAUACAGAACAUGUAUUGUUGGUGGAAGCAACAUAGUGAGGUUAUAUAAAUUGAAACAUUAAACGGCGACAUUGAUAUUGUCGCAUCUAGAAUCAUAGGUGUCUCAUAGCGGCAUCUUGAACUUCAAGUUAUAAACGUGAACUGAUACUUAAAUGUGUGAAUGUAUAUUCACAAUUUUAGUAUAAUGUGCACUGUGUGAAAAGAUAGUAAAUUAUGAAAUUCUAAAAUUUGCUUCUCAAAUUGUAUAAUGUACAAUAUUUGUUUAAAUGUGCUACAAACGAAGAAGCAAUUCUGAGUUGACAUAAUAUAUCUAUGUUUUAGAUUGCCGUUAGGGCUAUGAAAUAGACUUGUAAUCACGCUAUAUCGCUUCUGCCAGCUAUGCAUGAAAACACGAUCGAUGUUAAUUAGAUUCAUUGAAUGCUGCAUUGAGAGAGAAACUGGAGCAUUUUGAAAAGAGUGAUCGCUCCUGCGUUUUCCGCAGCCUCCCUCCUCUCAUCUUUUAUUUUUCCUUUCUUUGUUCUUUCAUUUCGUUUCUUUGCUUUUUAUUCAUCCUCAUGAAACAACUUCCAUCAGUAUAUUUUAUUGUAUUUCUUCAUAGGGAGUAACGUUCUAUAAUAUCUCAUUGCGCGAAGUGGAAGCUACCGUUUCGUCGCAUUUCAGCCACGCUGAUCUAGAUGGAUCACAGUCUAGUCAAUUACGAAGUCCGAAUUGAUCAUGUGUCGCGAUCUCUUAAUUACGAUUGCUCGAUGAUUUUUCGCUUUUACGAGACAAUUUUUUAAUCUUCUUUUUUAUACUAAAAACAAUUUUUUAUACUGAAUAUAUGUACAGCUUUUACUCUGUAUUUUUUUCUUCUUUUUACAAUGACCAAUAUUUUAUACGAAGAUCGGUUUUUUUACACCCGUCUUACGUGACGAUGAUCUUUUUUUCUUAAAUCUAUAUGAGGUAACGAAUUGUUUGAUGACAUGUGUCGAUAGCAACGAUAUGCGAAUGUACAGGGUGUUAUAUUUAGAUUAUAUCUUUGAACGAUUCCGAAAAUUAUUCGUUGCAAGUGAAAAAUGUUUCACUAUUAUUCUACAAAGAUUAUGAAGAAAACCUAUUUUCAUAUUUUUCAUUUGUUUACAAGA